Messenger RNA from Blepharisma stoltei, 783 nucleotides. The record is from the annotation of a GenBank genome assembly. Lineage: Eukaryota; Ciliophora; Heterotrichea; Heterotrichida; Blepharismidae.
AUGAAUAAAAAAACGAAUAAAGCAGUAAUUCCGAAGAAAAAAGUUUUAGAAGAGUCAAAGAAAACUACAGAGCCUAAAAUCAAGCAAAAACAUGAAAGCCAAAAAAAACAAAACAACAUAAUCCAUGCACACCAGAAACCACGUACAAAAAUAAAUAACCAGAAAAAGUCAAACAAAAUAAAUCAAAAAGAAGAGUCAAAAAUUGUGGAAACUGCUGAACCCUCCUAUUCAACACUAAAAGAAAUAACAGAUGGAUUAAAACAAUUCAUUGAAGAAGGACGCGAUACUUCAGAUCCGCCUCCAUUCUCAUUAUCAUCAAAAUCAAAAGAAGUGCUUAAACUUAUGAACUUUUUAGGAGAAGAGCUAUUUUGCCUUAAUACGCCUUUCCAAAUAGAAUCACUACCAAUUUUCAGUCUUUUUUUCCAGCUUUUAGGCCAACCACUUCCGUUUAAAAUUGAUGAAGCUUCGGCACAGUGCAGAGCGUUUUUUAUUGAUACUUGAAACAAAGCAGCUCUUGAAGGAAAAUUGUUGAGUGAGAUACUUGAAGAAAAAAUCAAUACUUUUGAUUUUUCUUUUAACAAUAUAAGCAGAUGUGGUGCGUUGGUUAAAGGGCAUCAUUCGAAAUUAGAUCCAAAUUUUCAUUCAAAUACUUGCAUAAUAGCUGGAAUUAUUGCGUUUAUAGUUCGCGAUGCUUUAGUAUAUGGAGGCGUUGCAAAAGGGGAAGGACCUACAAAGCUUUAUGGUUAUCUUUUAUACAAGAAAAAUCAUAUUUCAGAGAGAUAG